AUGCAGGCCUUCCGCCGUAACACUGUCUCGGCUCUCCGCCAGUUCGGUGCCACCCAGCGCCGGACUGAGGCCACCUCUGCCUACCAAUCCACCGUGAACAACCUUCGCAUCAACAAGGACACUCGCGUCCUGUUCCAGGGGUUUACCGGAAAGCAGGGAACCUUCCACGCAGAGCAGGCCAUUGCCUACGGCACAAAUGUUGUCGGUGGAACCAACCCUAAGAAGGCCGGCAGCACUCACCUCGACCGUCCCGUCUUCGCCAACGUCAGCGAUGCCGUGAAGGAGACCGGUGCUACCGCCUCUGCUAUCUUCGUCCCUCCCCCUCUCGCUGCUGCCGGUAUCGAGGAGGCUAUCGCCGCUGAGAUGGGCCUCGUUGUUUGCAUUACUGAGGGUAUCCCUCAGCACGACAUGGUCCGCAUCACCGACAUCCUUAAGACCCAGAACAAGACCCGUCUUGUCGGCCCCAACUGCCCCGGUAUCAUCGCUCCCGGACAAUGCAAGAUCGGUAUCAUGCCCGGCUUCAUCCACAAGCGCGGUCGUGUCGGUAUCGUCUCCCGCUCCGGUACUCUGACCUACGAGGCCGUCAACCAGACCACCCAGGCCGGCCUUGGUCAGUCUCUCGUCGUCGGUAUCGGUGGUGACCCCUUCUCCGGCACCAACUUCAUCGACUGCCUGAAGAUCUUCCUCGAGGACCCCGAGACCGACGGUAUCAUCAUGAUCGGUGAGAUUGGUGGUUCCGCCGAGGAGGACGCCGCCGAGUUCUUCAAGGCCAACAACAUCCACAACAAGCCUGCCGUCUCCUUCAUCGCUGGUAUCUCCGCUCCCCCCGGCCGCCGCAUGGGUCACGCCGGUGCCAUCGUCUCCGGUGGUAAGGGUGGUGCCGACUCCAAGAUCUCCGCUCUGACCGACGCCGGUGUCAUUGUCGAGCGCUCUCCCGCCAACCUCGGCAAGUCCCUCCUUGCUGAGUUCGUCAAGCGCGACCUUGUCUAA
Molecule: messenger RNA, 990 nt
Organism: Penicillium antarcticum
Lineage: Eukaryota; Fungi; Ascomycota; Eurotiomycetes; Eurotiales; Aspergillaceae
Product: succinate--CoA ligase (GDP-forming) subunit alpha
Exons: 7
Coding region: 1-990 (329 amino acids)
Biological process (GO): tricarboxylic acid cycle
Cellular component (GO): mitochondrion; succinate-CoA ligase complex (ADP-forming)
Molecular function (GO): succinate-CoA ligase (GDP-forming) activity; succinate-CoA ligase (ADP-forming) activity
Source: RefSeq, a predicted model, not a curated record